GUUGUUUUCCCGAUCGUCAUCGAACGCCGAUUUUUCACUCUCAGUCCCUUUUGCUUGGAUUGGACGUCGAAGCUGAACUGAUUUCCAUCUUUCGGUCUUCUUCAACCAACCUCUCAAGCAUGGAUAGUCUACGUAUCUGUCUCUUACUGUUCUCUUGUUUCCUUCUUGUUUCUGCUGUUGUUGGAGACUGUGAAGAGAAGCAAGAAUUUUCUGGAUGUAACGCCGACGGGAAACAGUGCGUUUGCGGUACCAAGAUGGCGUGUCGUAACCCAUUUGCCUUUAGAGACCAGAAGCGUUGCCAACGUGCGCUUUAUCCUGACCCGUGCAAGAAGAACCACUGUCGAAACAAAGGUUAUUGUCUGCAGACCAAGUCAGGUGUGUUUGCCUGUGAGUGUGCCGGGACUGGCUUCUAUGGUCAGCGCUGCACAACCAAGUGUCCCAGAGAUCUGUCGACUAUUCCUCUAGAAGACCGAGCUUCGGCCAGGGCCUGCAUCUAUUAGGUCAGACCACAACCAGCCUUGGGGUAUUCUAACAUGAUUUUUAGGGAUGUUUUCGCUGCCUACUACAAAUAUAAAUUAUUGGUGCUAAUCAUGUAAGUUUGUGCAAGAGCCAUCUUUUUUAAUGCUGUGUUGAACUCAAUUUAAAAACAAUUUGACCCAUUUAUCAGUUUUCCUUUUACGUAAAAUAUUACUAUGCAAAAUGUAGAGCAAAUUUCUUGUUAUUUAUUACUCUUGUCAAUAUUAAACUUGUUAGUGGCAUUUCUACAUAAAGUAAUGAUAACAUUUUUUUACAUUAAAGGCAGUGGACACUAUUGGUAUUGGACACCCAAAAUAAUUAUUAUCAUAAAACCUU
This is a messenger RNA of Asterias rubens (European starfish), 852 nucleotides long. RefSeq names its product protein glp-1-like. The record is from RefSeq and is a predicted model, not a curated record. The transcript is spliced from 5 exons. Bases 120 to 500 code for a protein of 126 amino acids. NCBI's taxonomy places the organism in Eukaryota, Metazoa, Echinodermata, Asteroidea, Forcipulatida, Asteriidae.